Molecule: messenger RNA, 1281 nt
Organism: Myripristis murdjan (pinecone soldierfish)
Lineage: Eukaryota; Metazoa; Chordata; Actinopteri; Holocentriformes; Holocentridae
Product: m7GpppX diphosphatase-like
Exons: 6
Coding region: 41-1021 (326 amino acids)
Biological process (GO): deadenylation-dependent decapping of nuclear-transcribed mRNA
Cellular component (GO): nucleus; P-body
Molecular function (GO): hydrolase activity; RNA 7-methylguanosine cap binding
Source: RefSeq, a predicted model, not a curated record
AGGCUUGAGGGAAGAAGCCGAAGAAGAAGAAGAAAGCGCCAUGGCGGACACCGGCGCCAACCCGAACAGCGGCAAUGAAAGCGAUGAGGAAAAUCGGAAGGUCAAGAAGCUGAAAGGGGAACCAAAAGGUGACCGAGGAGAAAAUGGAGAGGAGACCAAUCUGUCGGACUUCAAGCCAACGUCCGUGCUGAGGGACUCUGCACGGGACAAAACCAUAUUCGUCCACGGAGAGCUGAAAGAGCAGCCGGCGGUGGUUGUCCUGGAGAAGACCCCCUUCGGUGAAGAUACCCUGACCGAGAUGUUCAAAGGUGCCAAAACAAACCUGGAGGUGAAGAACGACAUCUACAGCACCUACGUGUUCCAGCCUCCUGCACAUCUCAACGAGAUCAAGGCCACUGUGGUGUGUCCAGCCACGGAGGCGCAUGUGCAAAAAUACCAGCGCAAGGAGAUCAUCAUGGUGGAGGAGACAGAAGACGACUACAAAAACAUCACCCUGCCUUACAUUACGAGCAAGGGCCUCAGUGUGACGUGGGUGUACAACAUCCUGGAAAAGAAGGCAGAGAAAGAACGGAUCAUUUUUGAAGAUUCAGACAAGGAGCUUGGCUUUGUCCUCCUGCCAGAUUUCAAAUGGGACCAAAAGCAGGUUGAUGACUUGUACCUGAUAGCCAUCGUGCAUAAGAGAGACAUUAAGAGUCUCAGAGACCUGACGCCUGAUCACGUGCAGCUACUUCAAAACAUCUACCAGAAGGGAACGGACGCCAUCGUGCAGCGCUACGGCCUCCCCACCAACAAGCUGAGGGUCUACGUGCUCUACCAGCCGUCCUACUACCACUUCCACGUGCACUUCAACGCUCUGAGCUACGAGGUGCCGGGCAGCGGCGUGGAGCGCGCCCACCUCCUCCAGGACAUCAUCCAGAACCUCAAGUCCAACCCACAGUACUACAAAACCCGGACCCUCCUCUUCCCGAUGAGAACCGAUGACGAGCUGAUCAGCAUGUACAAGGCGGCGGGGAGGUUGUAGCCGCACACGACGUCAACAGGAAGAGGCGGGGCGACGUACAAGGGGGGCAGAUCAAAACCCACUCAUCCCCUUGUUGUUGAAUCCUUCCCAAAUCAUGUGGCUGUAGUUUCUCAAGCCAGCUGGGUUUACCAAGACCAACUUGUUAACUCAGUUUCUUUUGAAUAAGUAAACAUGUGAAGAAAGGUGUUAAUCCACACAGCUUGAUAUUCUUGCACUGUGAAAUUAACCAGAUUUUGCAUUUCCGCUGUUCUAUAAUCAGU